AACCAGUCACAGCCAUUCAUUCGCCACAGCUCUUCGUGCACAUUGACAACGUCGUAUCGUUAUCUCUCCAGCAGUUGAUUGCCCCCCCAACCCCUGCCAUCAUGGCUGAAGACUCAAUGGAAAUAGACGACUCUCUUUACAGUCGCCAGCGGUAUGUGUUAGGAGACAGUGCCAUGCACCAGAUGGCCCAAUCUGCAGUGUUUCUCAGUGGACUGGGAGGGCUGGGAAUCGAGAUUGCAAAGAAUAUUGUCCUCGCUGGUGUGAAGGCAGUCACCCUUCAUGACACAAAGGAAUGUGAAACCCGGGAUCUGGGUUCCAACUUCUUCAUUCUCAAAGAUGAUGUGUUGAGCCAUCAAAAAAGGGCAGAGGCAGUUUGCCCUCGAGUUGAAGAGUUGAACCCAUAUGUCCACGUGGAUACAUCUGUCUCCCCUCUGGAUGACAACACUGAUCUCAGCUUUCUCCGAAUGUAUCAGUGUGUGAUCCUGACUGAAGCCAGAUUGAGCCUUCAGAAGAGAGUGAAUGACUUCUGCCACUCGCAACACCCCCCCAUCAGAUUCAUUGGCUGUGACACAUAUGGCAUCUGUGUGCGGGUCUUCUGUGAUUUUGGGGACGAGUUUGAAGUGUCCGAUCCCACAGGAGAGGAACCCAAGGAGAUUUUCAUCCAAAGCAUCACUCAGGAGAAUCCUGGCGUGGUAACCUGCCUGGACAACCAACCUCAUGGCCUCCAGACAGGCCAGAGUGUCAUCUUUAGAGAGGUCAACGGCAUGGUGGAGCUCAACAGCACUGCAAGACAGGUUACAGUCCUUUCCCCUCACAGUUUUACAAUAGGAGACACAUCCCAACUACAAGCAUAUGCACACGGCGGUUUCUUUGUCCUUGUGAAAACCCCAAAGAUAUUCAAAUUUGAAACUAUGGAGAGACAGUUGUGGGAUCCUCAGGUUUUGAUUCCAGACUUCAGUAAACCAGAGGCUCCACUACAAAUCCAUGCUGCCAUGUUGGCCCUGGACACCUUCCAGGAGCAGCACAAUAGACUUCCCAACAUUGGCUGUUUACAGGAUGCUGAAGUUCUGCUUAAGCUAACAGAGGAAGUGAAUGCAACACUCAGGAACAAAGCUCCUAUGAAUGCUGAGUUGGUGCAGUGGCUGUCGAGGACAGCCAAGGGGAUCCUUCCUCCAUUAGCGGCAGCUGUAGGAGGCAUCGCCAGUCAGGAGGUUCUUAAGGCCAUCACAGGGAAGUUUGCACCCCUACAACAGUGGUUUUAUCUCGAUGCCAUCGAGAUAGUAAAGCCACUUCAGUCUCUGCCUGCUGAUGAGUUUCUUUCUCGGGGAGACCGCUAUGAUGGACUGCGAGCUUGCAUCGGUCAGUCGUUAUGCGGAGAGCUGCAUAAACUCAGGGUCUUCAUGGUCGGCUGCGGUGCCAUAGGGUGUGAAAUGUUGAAAAACUUUGCCCUGCUUGGAGUGGGAUUGACCAGGAGCUCAGGAGAGGUGUGUAUCACAGAUCCAGACCUCAUUGAAAAGUCCAACCUGAAUAGACAGUUCCUUUUCAGACCACAACAUAUACAGAAACCAAAGAGUACAACAGCAGCAGAAGCCACCCGGAAAAUCAAUCCUGACCUACAGAUAGACGCGCAUCUCAACAAGGUGUGUCCGGCUACCGAAGGCAUCUAUAGUGACUCCUUCUACUCCCGGCUGAACCUGGUAGUCACUGCGUUGGACAAUGUAGAGGCCCGGAGAUAUGUGGACAGCCGCUGUGUAUCCAAUCAGAGAGCUCUCCUUGACUCUGGGACCAUGGGCACUAAAGGACACACAGAAAUAAUUGUGCCAAAUUUGACAGAGUCCUACAAUAGCCAUAGGGACCCACCAGAAGAGGAGAUCCCAUUCUGCACCCUCAAGUCGUUCCCAUCUGUCAUAGAGCACACCAUCCAGUGGGCCAGGGACAAGUUUGAGAAUGCGUUUGUCCAGAAGCCCUCCAUGUACAACUCCUUCUGGCAGACCCACACAUCAGCUGAAUUGGUGCUACAGAGGAUGCAAGCAGGGGAAAAUUUGGAGGGGUCAUUCCAAGUCAUUAAACUGCUGAACAGGCGGCCCCACCAUUGGGAACAGUGCAUAAUCUUGGCUCGACUUAAAUUUGAGAAGUAUUUCAAGAGAAAGGCCCUACAGCUUCUGCACUCUUUCCCUCUGGACACAAGGUUAAAAGAUGGAAGUUUGUUUUGGCAGUCCCCAAAAAGACCACCAGCCCCCAUUGAAUUUGAUUUAAAAGACCCUACGCACCUCACCUUUAUUGUCAGCACUGCCCGACUCUUUGCUGGCAUUUACAGCAUUCCUUACUCAGAGAGGGAUCUUUGUGAAGAGGCUGUGGCUAGAAUCCUCUCCAUUGUCAAGAUCCCAGCAUACCAACCCUCUGUCAAAUCGAUAGAGACUGACGUGGCAGCAAAGAAGCCUGAUCAGAUGAAGAUGCCUCUAAGCAGUGAAGAGGAGAGGGAGGCCAUUACGCAGCUGCAGCAGUCCAUUACUGGCGACAGUGUCAAGCCAGAGACGUUACGGAUGACGGUGCUGGAGUUUGAGAAGGACGACGACAGCAACGGCCACGUAGACUUUGUCACGUCAGCGUCCGCUCUCAGAGCCAAGAUGUACUCCAUUGAACCCGCUGACAGGUUCAAGACCAAACGCAUCGCCGGCAAGAUCAUCCCCGCCAUCGCCACAGCAACAGCCGCCGUGGCAGGACUGGUGGCCCUGGAGCUGAUAAAGAUCGUUGGAGGCUAUGGCUUUGAGUCUUUGAAAAACUGCUUUUUCAACUUGGCCCUCCCAGUAGUGGUGUUCACUGAGCCUGCUCCUGUCAAGCAGACACUCAUCAGGGACAACAUCUAUUUUUCCAUCUGGGACUGCUGGACUAUCACCGGCCGUGAGGACUUCACCUUGUCAGACUUCAUGAACGCAGUCAGGGAGAAGUAUGGAAUUGAACCCACCAUGGUGGUCCACGGUGUGAAGAUGAUCUAUGUGCCUGUUAUACCAGGACACACAAAGAGACUUAAACUCACGAUGCAGAAACUGAUCAAGCCAGCAAUGGGCCGCCAAUACGUCGACCUCACGGUGUCAUUCGCACCGGAGACUGACACAGACGAAGACCUCCCCGGUCCUCCUGUCAGGUACUACUUCUCCCACGAUGGACACGCACCCUGACAUCGCCACACCACCCUGUUACAUACAUGAAUGAAUAUAUACUGUUGCAAUGACCAGGGAAGUGGUCCCAGCACACAGCUCCUCAUGGAAGUCCAGCCUUGCUUUGCUGGGACAGAGGAACAUGAGGCUUCCUGAGUAGCACUUAACUGUACAUGUGCACAUACAGUAUGUUCUCUGCUGUUUUUCUUUGUUUUAACUCUGAUGACGAAUUGUACAGCUCCACUUGUGCUGAUGCCUUAAUUAAGACCCCCUUUUUGUUUGUGGCACUGAGCCUGACUAUCGUGUUUACAGAAACAUGCACACUCCAAUCUACAAUUUACUUGCAGCUGUCACUCAGUGGAGAUGCCAACAAUGAUGCCAGUUAUUGUGUCGAUUACAGAAAAUAGACUUUACCCGUAAUUUCUCUUGACAGCGUGACUGUGUUUUCGAGCAUGGGUUCACAUCAUCAUCAGUACUAUGCAUACUUGCUAGCUGUAGCUCCUCCUUUAUCAUUUAGACCAAUACUUCAUUGAUCUUCACUUGGCUUUAUUUCUUGGAUAACAAGCAACACCUUUUCUAGUUUCAGGAUUUCUGUUUACAUUUGUGCCAAUGUUGUGUCGCUGACGAGCAGCCCUGUUCCUGUUGAAAGUGUUCAUGCUCAUCCCCUUUUGCAGACUCUAUCGUGUCCAGGUAUUUUGAAGAAAAUGACAUCGGUUAGUGUUCCACCUGAACUGGCCUUCAAACUAAUUUACUUUCACACUUGUUUUAUUUUGUGCAAAAUGUCUCUUUUUCCACAUGAUCAGGUGUGCAGUGAAUGUCCCAAUUGUAAAACACUGAUAAUGUUGUACUUUUUUGUGACGAGACAAGUUCAGCGGAUCAAUAAAAUGUGAGUUAAUGUCAGUCACACACUUUCUAUUAACACGAGGAUGUUAUCAAGAUGAGUUUAUUACAUUCAAGCAAUGUCAUAAAUACAGAUGUUAAGAUAUGAGUAAAAGUUUUAAAAAAAAACAACCCUUGGCACAGUAUAUCAAUAAAUAUGUUCAUUUGGACAAAGUGCAAUUUCAUUCUUUAUGCAGUGAUUUAAAAGUUCUGGAAUUAAA
Molecule: messenger RNA, 4258 nt
Organism: Doryrhamphus excisus (bluestripe pipefish)
Lineage: Eukaryota; Metazoa; Chordata; Actinopteri; Syngnathiformes; Syngnathidae
Gene: uba6
Product: ubiquitin like modifier activating enzyme 6
Biological process (GO): protein sumoylation
Cellular component (GO): SUMO activating enzyme complex; cytoplasm
Molecular function (GO): SUMO activating enzyme activity
Source: RefSeq, a predicted model, not a curated record